AUGUCCACCCCCAAAAAUAGCCCGACCGCGUGUACAGUCAGCUUACUUGGUAGCAACAGGCUCGGUAAUUGCGUGGCUUUUGUCUCCAGCAUGCAGGGCCAUCCACUAGACUCUGGACUCGGAGUCGAACGACGUGCCUCCCUGCUUACAUGCAUGGACAUGGGCAUGGAUUCCUCUCCUAGUCCAGGAUCGGCUUCAUCAGCACCCAGCAACAGCCAGCAGCCUACCACUGGCAAACGACGUCCAAUUCCCAGAAAAGGACACACAAAAUCUCGAGCGGGUUGUCCAAAUUGUAAACGACGAAAAGUCAAGUGUGAUGAAGCCACGCCCAUCUGCGGACCAUGUCAGCGGCUAGGACUUGAGUGCGAAUACUCGCAGAUGAGAAGGGCUCAGAGGAGUGAAGCUCAACAACAUGCUUCACCGUUGGCAGUGGGACCGGCUGUUCCUCAGCCAUUGUCCACGCAUCCUGGUUCGUUUGGGUUCUCGGACAUGAGAUUCUUUCAGCAUUUUCUCAUAUCUGCGUUUCCGCCGCUGCCAGUUGGGGGGAGAUAUGUGUGGCAGUACAUCUCGCAGAUGUCGCACGAGUACGACUUCUUAAUCCAUUCGAUGCUCGGGCUAGGUGCCUCGCAUCUGGGUCUACUGGCCCCCGGCGACUUCAAUCAUUCUGCCCUGCAGCACAGAGUGACGGCUAUUGAAAGACUAAACAAAUUCCUGUCAAGACCAAAGCUUUCGCUUCCGGAUACUGAGGCGGCCUUUGCUGCCAUUCUCACUCUGACCUUCCAAGCAGCUCACAUGCCGGAUGGUCUUGCCGACUUUCUUACAAUGACCCGCGGCUGUUUUCUUGUCGGAACCCACGUGGUGCCUGAUCCCGAGAACUCUGCCUUCAAAACAUUUGAACGAGACGUCUACGUCGAAAAAGCAUCGUCUGUAGCCGCGGCAGACGACCAAUGGCUUCCCUUGCUAGAUGAGUCCAUUGCCAACGGGUUCUGCACAAGUCUUGAACAACUCGGCCCCUUGUGCCACAGCGUCAUUGACAUUGAGCACAUUGCCAUGAUGCGCCGAAUAGUGACUUCCGCCACCAACAACAUUUACGAAUGUUUCCGCGAGCAUUCAUUCCUCCACGAAAAAGUAGGCCGCAUGUCGGCCACUGAAUUUUCCGCAUUCAUCGAUCCAAGCAAUCAGAUCGCGCGCCUUGUCAUCGUCCACAUGCUGCUGUUGGACAUCAUCCUGAGCCGCACAAUCUGCGUCUGGGAAGACGGUCCUCAAUUUUCCUUCCAUGAGACCCGUCAUCGUUACGACGCUCGCAACGUCAUGGCCAUUGUGUGGAUGGAGAAGAUAUACGAUUCGUUGCCAGAAACAUGUCGGCCGUAUAUAGAAUGGCCGCUCAAGUUUUCGCAGUUUAUGAAGACUACAUUUCUAGCCGACACCAGUUUCUGGAGACUUGCUUCCGUAGAUGUACAUGAUGGCUUGGCGUUGAAGACAUUGCAGCUUGAGGAUGGUGAGGUGCGUGAGUAA
This is a messenger RNA of Metarhizium acridum CQMa 102, 1515 nucleotides long. RefSeq lists its product as uncharacterized. The record is from RefSeq and is a predicted model, not a curated record. Lineage: Eukaryota; Fungi; Ascomycota; Sordariomycetes; Hypocreales; Clavicipitaceae.